Molecule: messenger RNA, 662 nt
Organism: Dendronephthya gigantea
Lineage: Eukaryota; Metazoa; Cnidaria; Anthozoa; Malacalcyonacea; Nephtheidae
Exons: 6
Coding region: 84-662 (192 amino acids)
Source: RefSeq, a predicted model, not a curated record
UGGUGAAAGAAAAGUUCCUUCCUGGGACUUCUGUGACAACAGUGAGUGCUGAGACACCUGUGGCAGUGGCAGUGAGGACUGAGAUGUCCAGUACAGCAAGUUCUUCCAAUAGGAAUUUUGCUUCAGAUUCAUCAAAACACAAAGAAAUCAAUGCAAAGAAAUUAAAGGCUGAUUUUAGCAUCCGAUCAAUUCUUGAAAAUUCUGCACUUGGCGAAGAAAUCCUGUUUGAAUUGGAUAACGGGAGACUACCCAGAAAACAGAGAUUGAAGAUGGUUCAGGUUCUUGUAGCCGAGAUGAUUGAGAGAUUUGGGGACAGGCCACGAGCAGAUGUAAAAGUGUCCAUGGCCAGAGCUGUAGUUGAGGAAUUCCCCUUUCUUAAGGAUGAAGAAGGCCAAGGAUUUGAAGCUUGGUACACUCCUGGGAUGGGCAUUCAUUCAGCUACAGGGUGGCUUGAAGAGAAAUUGAGAAAUGUCAGAAGACGCUCAACAGAGGGGAAAAAAGUUGGUGUGUCAACUAGUGCGCCAAGCUCUAAGCUUGUUAAAGUUGGUGCAUUACCAGGUAAAAAGGCCAUUGCAUCCCAUACUUUGUACAGUGAGCGUAAUUCCCACCAGCGCAGUGACCGAAUGACAGCAAUUCAAAAUAUAAAUGGUACAGCACAAUGA